AUUCUACUCUUAACCUUUUCAAACGUUAAGUUACGCCGCUGACUUGUAGCUGCAUCGUAGACUGUGGCUACAUUAAAUACCUUGCAGUGUGUGCAACGUAUUUUGAUCGUUGAUCUUUGAAGUUGUUAACGUCCGCACUCAAUUGUCUCUAUGAAGCGCAACUGUUUGUGCUAGAGAAGCCAAAGCAUUUUAAGUUAAAAGUGUUUGUGAUAGUGAAAUUGUGAUAUCUACGAACUGAAUUGUGCAGUGACACAUUCCCGUAACGUGCCCAGUGUUCGACAGAACAUAAAAUGUGCGUUGCUGUAGUUGGAACAUAAAGUUGUUUUUAUAUUUUAACUGCUAACAUGUACGUUUUUAGUGCAACUAGUACAUACACUGAGUUAUGCUGCCUAUGUAGUGUUCCUAUGAAGACGUGUGUAUAAAUAAGUGAGCGAAACAUAAUUGUUGAAUGUUUCCUAGAUAUGUAUCAGGACUCUAUAAAGUAUACGUAUGUGACAAACGGUAGGGUGUUUAAUGAAUUGUACAAUUGUGAAUAGCACAAAAAAUUCGCGGGUGAGAAGUUUAUGCGUUAGACGACAUCCCAUAAACACGAAUGAUUCAAAGGUUCAUGGAAUCAAAGGCAUGGUGGGACGGGGUGGGUGGUAGAGAAUUAGAAAAUUGUUAAAACCCUGUGCUAGAAACAGUGGAAAGUGUAUAUAGAAAUCGCUUGAAUAUGUUAAUUAUGUUACGGCUUGCUGUUAAGAUACGAGUUUUAUAAAAUUUUAAGACGUCUACUGGUGUUAUGGAAGAAACUAAUAUGACACCCAGGAACAAAUUGCGGGGUUCGAAUUCGAUGGGAAUGGGUAGCUUCAGCAUACAAGGACGUACCUAUGGCUCACAAGGAUCAAUAAACAACUUCCAUUCUGUGUUCAAUGGUGGCGGCGACACCGGUUCGCCUCCUGUGCUUGAUUUAUCGGAGUUUCCCUCUCUGACCAACAGAGGGCAACCUGAGCCCGUACCUCAGCCAAGUCCGAUGCAGAGCAAACAAACAUAUGGGAGGCCACUUAGGGCGGCAUUAAAUCCCACCAAGAGCUCACAUACUGAUAACAGUCCAGCGUUGAUGCGCCAUAGUCCAGAGGUUAACACAGGUGGAGCAACGAGAUUACACAAGCCAAAAGGGGCACGACCAGUCAGAUCGACAAUAAAUCCAUCCAAAAAUUGUCACUCUGAGCACAUUCCAGGCCUCACCUCUCAGAGCCAGGACAUCGACAUGGGAAGAGCAUCUGCAAGUAGACUGUUGAAAAACCAAGUAACUGUGGUGAAGGCACCACCAUCAGAAACAAAUGAAUUUACAAUGAGCUCGGAGGACUUCCCUGCACUGCCUGGUACUCAGAGGACAGAAGGACCAUCUCCCGGUGGAAGUUUAUCAGUGGAAAAGAAUCUCUCUGUAUCGAAUUCAGAUAUUGGACAAGAAACAACUGUUGGAAAUAGGGCACCUGGUGCUGAGAAGUCGCAGACCAAAAGAGGAAUACAAACAUCCCCUGAUGGUAAAGUGACGAGGAUCCCGGGAAGUAUGGUCAAGGACCAAUUUGGUAUGGUUGGUCUUCUAACAUUUAUUAGGGCCGCAGAAACAGAUCCUAAUUUGGUUUCCUUAGCCCUGGGUCAAGAUUUGACUGCACUUGGUUUGAAUUUGAACUCACCUGACAAUCUGUACCCUAACUUUGGAGGGCCGUGGGCAGAAACACCGUGCCGACCUCAGGAUAUUGAUUUCCAUGUGCCUCCUGAAUAUCUUAUUAACCCUAAUAUAAGAGACAAACUGGGUCCAGUGAAAUUGAACCGGUACAAAGAUGACUUGUUGUUUUAUAUGUUUUAUACAAACAUUGGUGAUGUGGCACAGUUGGCUGCAGCAACAGAGUUGUACAACAGGGAGUGGCGGUAUCACACAGAAGAGAAGGUUUGGAUUACACAAGCACCAGGAAUGGGAGCUGUUGAAAAGACUUCGACAUACGAACGUGGUACAUAUUUCUUUUUUGAUGCACAAAAUUGGCGAAAAGUGGCUAAGGAAUUUCACCUUGACUACAAUAAGCUGGAGGGCAGACCUCAAAUGCCAUCAACGAUUAAUCAGUCCCAAACUGUCAUGUAAUUUCAUUUUAUAAAUAUAUAUUUUUGAAUAAAAUAUGCAAAAAUAGUAAUAUAUGUGGACACUGUAAGUAUGCAAGAGAAAAUGAAGUAAGAGGCACAGCAAAAGCGGAUUUCUAUUUUCUGAGUGCGUUUUUAUCUUUUAAUGUCACAUUCUACAUGAUUCGUCGGGUGUGGCUCUCAGCGUAACAUUGCCAGAAGUGUACUGUGUAAUACAUAAUUGUAUGUACAAGAGUAGUGAUCUGCAGACUGGUAUCAUGUUCAACAAAAGGAAGAAAGGACUUAUUUUCCUUCAGUUAUGUUGUCAAUAUUUUGAUUAGUUCAGUUUUGUAUGUUUUGUUUUAUUUCAUUUCUUAAUUGUGUUGUUUGUAUGAGAACCUGUUUACAACAUUCAUGUAUAUGUACAUAUUGUAUGUCGAGCUGUCUCUAAAAUUUGAGACAGCCAGAAUCGUGAACUUAUUAUAUGCGUUUAAAUGGUUAUUGUUAUGAAGAAUCCUGAAUAUUUUAUUUUUCCCUUGUAACAAAGAUUUUUUUUACAUAUCUUUACUGUAACUUCUACUUAUGUGACUGACCUGCUUUAAUCAAGCUAAUAUCUGAAACACAAGCAGAGACAGUAGUCAUGUGCUUUUAGAUUUGGAUUGUGCACAUGAUACUCUUCAAGUUCUACUGUAACAUCUGACUCUCUUCCUCAUUGUUGCUAAAUACAUUCUUUGUCUGUGCCUGAUGAACUAUAAAUUUUAUUUGUCAAUCCAAAAUGUAUGUGGAGGGCCUUCAUUUUGACAUAAUAGUAAAAUUUCACUUCUAAUUUAUUGUUUCUCAUCACAGUGGAAAUAAUAUUUAGUUUGUGUCCCUUCCAAAGCCUACUUUUGAAGCAGAUUUUCAAAAACCACUCAGGUACAAAACAUCUUUAAUUAUUCAGUUUUGAUGACUUUGCCUGGAAGAAUAUGUGCUGUUCUAUUAUGACAAUAUUAUGAAAAGGAAAGAUUGCUACUCCCUGUAUCAAGGAGACGUUGAAUCGCAGACAUACACAACAGACUACCAUACUUGUUAAACUUUUGGCCAAAAGGCCUUUUUCUAAAGUAAAAACACCAUGCAAGCACAACUUGCAUAUGCAAAUGAUGAUUGUGGCAACUGAAGCCUCAGUGGCCAGACACAGUGGUCGCCUGCAUGCGGGCGCCUUACUUUAAAGGAAGGCCUUUUGGCCAAAAUCAAAAUCUUUUCAUUGUGUAUGUCUGCAUCUCAACAGCUCCUCUAUAUGCUGAGUAGCAAUCUUUCCUUUGCAUAAUAUUCUCAUUAUUCCAUCCUGGAUUUUUCAUUGUUUGCUGUUCUAGAAUUGUUCACUACUGUUAGUGAUGGUAUUUUUCACUUCUUACCUGUGGUAAUUUAAUUUUUUUUUUUUCCGUGGAUUGUAAUGCAUUCAGUUGUUUGUAAAGCUCAGUACAAAAAUGAGGUAACAGUUGCUUAAAAUAUCAGUCAAGUCACUUUCAUAUCUUUACAUGCAGAAUUUAUUCCUGUAAAUUGAGUGCUCGCUCUUUGCACCACAACCACCACCACCACCACCAACAACAACAACAACAACAACAACAACAACAACGCAGUGCUCUGUUGCCUUACUAAGGACUCAGUGGUGCACAUGUCAUCUUACACUUCCCAAUGAGAGGGAAGACAGUGUCACCAUGUUUGUGAAUUAUACGGCUGUGUAACAGUAUUCUGCCAUGCUACUAUAUUUAUGAAAUAUUUAUUUGAGAUGGAAAAAACCCUGUCAAAUUUUACAUAUUUGUGCAAAGAAAAGUGCCUAAAAUGGGCCACUGCUCUGCAUACUCAGCCUGCUCCACACACUCAGUCUUUUCUACAUGGCACAAUAAUAGCAAGGAGAUCUUAAACUGUCUUGAUAUAUCAGUAAUGGGGUUAUCCUACACAAAACCAUUUUAGCUUGCAGGUUAACAAUGUGGAUAUAUUCAACACGGAAAAUACCUACACUGUGAAAAGUUUUUCGUGUACAAUGCCACCAUCCAUACCAUGGAAAUAUGGUGGUAAACAUUUGGUGACAAAACUAAAGUGCCUGUUUUUUAAUGUAAGAUACAAUAUAUAUGUUCAUAAACUACAGGUAAUGAAGUAAAUGCUCACUCUUGACAACCACCUCAAACCGUGAAGUUUCAACUAGUAAAAAAAUCUACAAAAAAAAUAUACCAGUAUUUAACUAUUGGAAGUUAUAGUGAGGCUAUUGUUAUUGAAAUACUGCAGCUUGUUGUAGCUGCUCUCUCUCUCUCUCUCUCUCUCUCUCUCUCUCUCUCUCUCUCUCUCUCUCUCUCUCUCCCCCCCCCCUCCCCCCUCUUUUCUACCCCCAUCCCUCUCUCACAUUAUCUGUAACAGUAUCUCUCUCUUGACUGCAACUGUUGUCUUUUUGAUUUUUAUGUCUGGUUAUGGUAAUUAUGUUAAAUUAUCUUGAACAUCCGUAAUUAUGUGAUGAGUGUUUAAUACAGAUAAAAGAAUUUUUGUUAUAUGGGAUGUUUUGUGUGAUGUGGAUUUAUUGUGUUGUUACUUAUGUGUAUUAUGUCUGUCACAGGUAGUUUACCUGUAACUGUGGAGUUACUGAUCUCUUCCCAUUGGCUAUCAUUAUUUUCAUUGGCUUACUUUUUUUCCCUAUGACCUAUCUUGCACAUCUAGUACUAAACAGCUAUGUGGGUUUAUUCUCAGACCAUUUUUAAUGUUUAAUAAAUACAUUUGCAUAUGGCGGUUGAACUAUUGUGAGAUUAUACAAUUUGCACACUUUUUAUUUUUGUCUUAAAUACUCCAAUGUAGCAGGCGCAAAGGAUUAUUAUUGGACAGUGUGUGGUGUUUAACAGUGUUCUGUGCAAAAAAAAAUUGAAUGAAGAAGCAGUUUCCAAUCCAUCAGUCACCAUCUACACCGCCUGGUGGAGGCACUUGCAAAUUUGUCUAAAAGGAACUUUGGUGGAUGCAUGUGUGUUAAGAAUAGCAAAUGGUCAUGAGGGAGGUGAAGCUACUCCUCACUUCAUGUGGCAAACCUUAUUUAUUGUGAAACUUACUCAGAAAAGUAUUUUGCAUCCCUCUAGAAAUAGCAAAAAAGUGUGCAAAUAGUACUGGUGACACUCCUUAUUAAAUUUGAAUGUUGAAGACUGUUUCAUUUAAUGUGAAGAUUAAUUAGGAUGCACAUGUGAUGUCUAAAAUAUGCAUUAGGUAAAAAGGUUAUGCUAUUGAUAUAAUGGUACCAAUGGAUUAUUGAAGUGACCUAACUUUUGUCAUGUACGUUAAAAAUUUUGUUACUAUUCAUCAGAUGACUGUAUUAGGCAUUGAUCCCUCUUUGAUCAUGUUAUUUGUAGUGCAUUCUUUUGCCAACUCAGUGUUCUUGUGUUAUCAGUUUAGUGAAUGCUUCCUGUGUUGUUAUGUGCUUAUGUUAGCUGUUGUCAGUUGAUCAUUGACAAUAAGUUACACAUCACAAUAUAAAACAUUACUUGUAAUAAAUCUGUUGAAUCCUAUAAUCAUAACGGGUAGACUAAGUAAUUAUGAUUGUUUCUAGUCGUGGUAUGUAGUUACAAUAUCCAUUACAGUACUGCAAAUCAAAAAGACAACAGAGAAGUGGUUAUCUACGAAGGAGCAUAGGAAUCAGUGUUAAGUUUAUUUGGAAAAUAAUGAGAUACACAGGAUUCUUGCCACCAGCAACAUAACUUCAUUGGAUUCAUUAUAUAGAGUUUGAAGUUUUCAGUUACAGCUUGAAUUGUGUGUCUGAAAUAAUGCUUAUAAUGCCACACACUAUUACCACUCAAAAAUGUUUAGGUUUAUGUUUAGGUUUACGUUGGCCAUCAACAGUGUUCACUAAUUUGUGUCAAUAGUGUUGAUAGUUCACUGCAAAAUUGUUGCGUAAUUUUAUGUCAACCAGUCCUUAAAUUUUGUAAGAAUCUGGGCAAUGAUUUUCUGUACUUCAGACACACAUUAUGAAGAAAUUAGUCACUCUCAAAGUCAGAGUCAUGUGUUAUCUUUAUUUGGUUUAUACACACUGGUGUUAACAUAAGUGAUACAUAACUUGUAUAAAAGAAAUUACAUGACCCAGUUUCAUUCUCAAUAAAUAAUUACGAUUUUUAAAGAAAACUAAUUGACCACAAAAAGAACUGUGCAAGUUGUGACAAGUUUGUACAAGCCCUAUUAGAUUUCUACAGGGAUGUUGACACUUUGAUAGUAAGUUUUCAAUAUUAAAAUAGUCACUCAAACAAGUAUGUAACUCAAAGUGUCAAUUUUCAGUGACAAUUGUAAAAUGUUUUACUGCAACACUCUUACUUGUGAAAAGCAUCAACAUGAAAGGUGAAGACAUAUUCUUCUCAUCAUCUCCAUUCUAUCAUUCAAGCUAGAAUGGGUGAUGUAUUGAGUAAUAGUGGCAGACAGUGAUUUUGUAGAGUGUAGUUAUGAAGAAAGUGACAGAGGUGCACCAAAAUGCAUGGGGACUAUAAUGGGGAAAAAUACAGUAUUUGAACUAGAACAUCAUGACAGUUUCUCUGCAAACAUAGAUCAAAAAGGUAGAUAAGGACAAAAUGAAUGUAAAAAUAAUUGUGUAAGUUUAAUAACAUACACUUCAUUGUUAGAAAUCUGCUGUGCACAGUAUUUGGUGAACAGUAAAUUACCAAAAUUUAUAUGUUUUUAGUAAAUACAAAUAUUUUUUAAAAUGGA
This is a messenger RNA of Schistocerca gregaria, 6798 nucleotides long. It is a transcript of the gene Rga, whose product is annotated as CCR4-NOT transcription complex subunit 2. Gene Ontology annotation, biological process: regulation of DNA-templated transcription; nuclear-transcribed mRNA poly(A) tail shortening; regulation of stem cell population maintenance. Gene Ontology annotation, cellular component: P-body; CCR4-NOT core complex. Lineage: Eukaryota; Metazoa; Arthropoda; Insecta; Orthoptera; Acrididae. The coding region runs from base 782 to 2122 and encodes 446 amino acids. The record is from RefSeq and is a predicted model, not a curated record. The transcript has 8 exons.